AUGGUCGACAUUUUGGUGCGAUUACUUGCGGGUUAGUUAUAUUUAGCUGUUCUUUAUAAUUCAAAUUUUUAUUGAUUGCUAAACUAUAUUAUUUAUAUUUUCAGAGCAUGUGCGUCAUUUUUCAGAAGAUGUAUUUCAUCUGACACUAAAUUCAACAAACCUUGCGAGAAGCCAUGUGAAUUGAAUCUUGAAUGUAGAAAAUUGUGUUCGAUAUGUAGAUUUCAAAAAAUGUAAAGCUGUUGGUAUGCGUGAGAAUUAUGUGAACCCGACUAUUGAGAAACACUUGAAACGAUUUUCAAAGUUUUAUAAACAGUUGGAAAAAAGAAAGUUUGAAGAAUGGCCAAACAGAGAAGAACAAAUUAGUGAUCAUUUCAUGUUGAGUUCUACCAUCAAAAAAUAUUCCAUAAUUAUUCUCGAAAACUUGGAAUUUGCUUUUCCCGAAAUCAAAAAAAUAUCUGAUGUUCAACUCAAAAUCAUACGUAAUAAUUUUCUACCAUCAUUCAUGAUUGCCGAAGUUGCUUAUCAAUCUGAAAUUCCAACUCAAUGGAUGUUACCAAAUGGUACAUAUGUCGAUACAGAGAAUGUUGGUUCCUUUUAUAAUAACCCGAGAGCCGCAGAGUUAGUUUAAUCCAAGUUUAAUCUGCGAAGCAUUGAAAAAUCAUUUUCCAGACUGUACAGACCGUAUUGGGACAUAGGAAUUAAAAAUUGCAUGAUUCCAAUUAUCGAAGCAAAUCUUGAUAGAUUUGAAUUUCAAUUUUUAGCUGCUUUGAUUUUCUGGGAUUCAAAACUACCUAAAUUAACCACCGAAAUAGAGAAUUUAUGUGAAAAGAAUCGACAAGAAGUCAUGGAAGAACUCUCGAAAUAUUUAAAAUGUUUGCAUCAAGAUGAAUCACCAGUUCGAGUUGCAAAAAUUGUAAUGCUUCUGAAAGGAAUCGGCGUAGCAGUUGAGAGUUUCAAUGACUCUUUGAUUAUGACACAAUUGCACAGUUUCGAAGAAUAUCAUAGGACACUUUAUGAAUUGAACGGAUUAAAGUUGUAA
Messenger RNA from Caenorhabditis angaria, 1039 nucleotides. Lineage: Eukaryota; Metazoa; Nematoda; Chromadorea; Rhabditida; Rhabditidae. The record is from the annotation of a GenBank genome assembly.